AUGGCAGAAAAAAUUCUCGACCAAAUCCGCGAUGUCGCCGAGGGACAGAUCGAUUUUGAGGGCCAGAAGCUCGUCGAGACUUUGUCGACCGUGCUUUUGAGCAUUGUGGGUAUCAUUUCCUUCCUCGUCGGGUACUUCCUGCAAGACAUCAAGCUCGCUGUCUACAUUGGACUCGGCGGCACGGCACUCACCUUCCUCGCGAUCAUCCCCCCUUGGCCUUUCUACAACAAGAAUCCUGUCAAAUGGCUCCCGAUCGGCGGAGGAGCAGCAGCAGUUUCGGUCCCACAAGAUCUUAUUAUAGACGAGAAAGCCAUGCGGUGA
Messenger RNA from Diaporthe batatas, 321 nucleotides. RefSeq lists its product as uncharacterized. Gene Ontology annotation, cellular component: endoplasmic reticulum membrane; signal peptidase complex. The transcript has 3 exons. Lineage: Eukaryota; Fungi; Ascomycota; Sordariomycetes; Diaporthales; Diaporthaceae. Gene Ontology annotation, biological process: protein targeting to ER. The record is from RefSeq and is a predicted model, not a curated record. Bases 1 to 321 code for a protein of 106 amino acids.